UUGUAUAAGUUUCACUCCAAACAAAGAUACAGGUUCGUAAAGUUUUAAAUAUUAAGAUAUUAUUCGAGACAACUUUAGAUAGAAAAAUACACAUUUUCCCGAACAGGAAAAGUCAUAUAAAAGAUAAAGUAACUAAGCAAAUGAACGAAUUACUAGUGACAUCUGAAUAUGUACAUGUUAAGUUUGACAAAGAAAUACUUAUCGGCAUUCAAUUGGGUCCAAAUGAUUGUCGUACCCUAUUUUUCCACUUAACUUCUGUUGUAACGAUUUGUUAAUUAUAACAAUUAUAUGUGCACCUGGUACAUUGACCAUUUUCUGGUUUAUCGUUUCAAUUUUAUCCAAUGUCCUCCGUGUAAAUUAUAGUAAUAUCUUAUCCUCGUAACUGUUGCAACAAAAUAGGUGUCGUACAAUUCUUUGACACUAUAAAUACCAUAUGUUCAUAAAGCAGCUCAAUGAAUGUAGGCAACUGAAUCAUAUUAUCAACCUUUGAUUUCCUGAAUACAAGGGAAUUUUUAAAUCCACUUUUGUCCCCUCAAAAUCCGAAUCAAAACGUAAGAAUCCUCAGAAUAAUACGAAAUACCAUCAAAAAUACACAAAUUAAAAGCCUUGUUUAUCCUAUAUACCAGAAAGUCCCUUCAUGGUAAUGCCAUUUCAUUAUCGUUAGAACCAAACAAUCAAAUCUGUGGCAGAAAAAAAAAAACUAAAACCAAUUCUACGUAUAUAAAUACACAAAUCCUCAAUGUUCUUCUCUUUGUCAUCUCAAUUCUUGAAACAUAAUAUUAUUCUUAUUCUAAUUUUAAUUCUCCCCUUUGUGUAUAUAAACUUUUUAGCCUUUUUCAUUUCAUUUUUUCUUGUUGGGUUUUUCGCAUUUGAUUUGAAAACGCCAACAGAAGGUGUUGUGAUGGCGGAGGAACCUGUUUUAUGUGGUUCACCAUUGGGGUCCACCCCAAGCUCCCCUAAGAGUAGGAUUAAAUUUCUGUGUAGCCAUGGAGGAAAAAUUCUUCCUCAGCCAGCUGAUGGCCACCUCAAGUAUGUCGGGGGCGAGACACGUGUCAUCUCCGUUCCUCGGGACAUUAAACUUACAGAACUCAUGAAGAAACUCACUCCCCAAAUUGAGGGUGACAUGGUUCUCAAAUAUCAACUAGUACACGAGGACCUUGACGCCUUGAUCUCAGUAAAAACAGACGAAGAUCUACGCCACAUGUUGGACGAAUAUGAUCGUUGUGAAAGUGCAGGGAUCCCGAGGCUUCGUGCCUUCCUCUUUCCAGCAAAGCCCAUCGUGGUGGACCACCACACAACCCCACCAGAACCUCUAGAACAACGAUAUAUCGAUGCCAUUAAUGGUAUAAUCCGUUCAAGGGAAGCAGGGCUUAGGAUACAACAUCCUCUAAGCAUAAGCCAUGCUUCUUUUGGCUUUUCCUCUGCUUGUUCUUCACCAAGAUCUCCUGAGAGUUGUACUACUGAUGGUGUUAUCCACGAGUCUUUGCUACAAAGUAUUUUUCAAAAUAGAAGCCAAUUGCACAAAGUUCAGAGUUCCCCUAGCUUUUACAAUGUCAAUAGCCAGCAGCAACCUGGGUCCCAUCAUAACCAUCAGUCGCCGCAGCAGCAACAACAUCAUUAUUACAACUAUAGGCAACCGAACUACAACGGGUACCAGUUAAGCAAACCUCCACCUGGUCCUGGUGAUCCAGUCAAAGGGCCAGACAGGCUGUUUUCUGUUAGGUCUGUUGGUCGAGCCGAGGGGUUAAGGUAUCAAGCGGAUCAUAACCAACACUACUAUCAAUCACCCAUGAGGUACAGCCGUGGCAGUGGCUGUUGUACAAAAUGUAUGCAUUAUGAUGACUAUGGCCAUUGUGGGGAAAGGAGAAAUGGAAGUAUAUCACCGGGCAGUUACUCUAUGGAGAUAGGAAAUGGCUGUCCUUCUCCAGGAGGUUAUUCCGUGGAAAGAAGAACUAGUAGUCUCUCCCCAAGUCCCAUUCCGUUGAGUCCUCGCUUCUCCAACAUGGCUGGAUCAGGGGAUACUUAAUACUCUUACGUGCUCUGCAAUUCCAGUGUUUCCUCUAUUGAUGACUCCGUUACCUUCUCAAAGCACAUAUGUUUCCCAAGAACUUGUCUUCCCACUUUGGCAUACGUUACUGUAUAGUCAAUAAUUAUUGUAUCGUCAAAGAGGGGUGUACAUUCAUCUUUUGUGUUUUUACAUUUGAACUUUUGUAUAAUAAAUAAACACUGACAUUCUUUAUUGGUACCUCAGGACAUUUACUUCGUA
Lycium ferocissimum is the source of this 2266-nucleotide messenger RNA. RefSeq lists its product as uncharacterized. The transcript is spliced from 2 exons. The record is from RefSeq and is a predicted model, not a curated record. Lineage: Eukaryota; Viridiplantae; Streptophyta; Magnoliopsida; Solanales; Solanaceae. Gene Ontology annotation, molecular function: protein binding. Bases 740 to 2026 code for a protein of 428 amino acids.